AACUUGGCGCGAUAUAACCUUCCCGCCACAAACUCCCACCAAAAUCAGCAUCUAUAAAACUAUAAACCCUCUAUCCAUCGUUACUCACACAUUCAACUCUCAUUUCUAAACCCUAGCCGCCACAAAAUCACCCAAUUUCCUUUACCAGUUCUCAGUUCAAUUCAAGCAAUGGUGGUAGCUUUAGGCCCGGGAAAGUUCUACGGAAGCAGCCUCCCGAGACCACGGAUUUACACAGACGUCAAGUUCAACUCGUUCCGAGUCGACCCGCCAGUCCCUGUUACUGACCCGUUCAUGUCGUGGGCGGAAGAAGCUCACUGGUCAAUGGGCGGUUUGAGCCUCCAGCGUCACCGUCUUCAAGGACGCAUUGAAGGAUCUGUUGAGAAGCUUCGAAAUCAGAUUGAAAAAUCGAUUAAAGCAAAAGAAUCUCUUAGCCCUAGGGUUCUGAAAAGAAAGUUUGUUACAAAACCGGUUGAGGAAGAAUCCGGUAAAACUACGAAAUCGGUUGAGAAGAAGAAGAAGAAGAAUGUGAACGGUGGAAGCCCGUCGCCGCCGCCGGCUCCGAUGGCUAAUAAGAGGAGGAGGUAUGUGGGUUUGAUUGAUGAGGAAGAAGAAGUUGAAGGGACGCCGGCGGUUAGGAAGUGGCCGGUGAGGAAGCUUUCUGAUGAGUUUGAUCUUGUUAGUAAGAAAAGUCCGGCGAGGAGGUCUGGAAGUGUGGAGGUGGAGAUGGAAACGGUUGCUUCAAGGACUCGGGGUAAGAAGACGGUAAGUGAAGAAGCUGCGAAGACUGUUUCUAAGGGUAAGAAGCGGUUGAGGAAGAUUGGAGAAGACAACAAUGGCGGUGGUGCUUCUCCUAGACUGGUAAAGGGUCGGUGAAUUUGUGUAGUUAAGGUGUUCGAUGAAAUGUCUGAGUGGGCUAGUUUGUAAAACUUGAUGGAAAUGUGUGUUGACUACAUGCUUAAUUUAGCUCAACUUAUAAAAUUUGAUGACAUGUUUAGUUUUU
Molecule: messenger RNA, 1000 nt
Organism: Helianthus annuus (common sunflower)
Lineage: Eukaryota; Viridiplantae; Streptophyta; Magnoliopsida; Asterales; Asteraceae
Exons: 1
Coding region: 169-873 (234 amino acids)
Source: RefSeq, a predicted model, not a curated record